AUGCCCGGCCGUCUUCCAACGCUCUCCGACUUUUCCCCAAGCAUCGCCCUCAAUAUCAUUCCACCUCCCACCAACCACCCACCCACGAACAUCCUGAUCCUCCUCCACGGCCUCGGCGACACUCACCUUCCCUUCACCCAACUAGCGCGCCAGCUCUCGCUGCCAGAAACAGCAUGCCUCUCCCUCCGCGCUCCACACCCCCUCCCCGACCUCUUCGGCAUCCCCGGCUACCACUGGGGCGACGACAUCCAAUUCGACUCCUCGAGCGGCGAGAUGGACAUGGACACCGGCUUCAAGUCCUCCAUCAAGCUUGUCGCCGAAGACGUGAUCCGCACAGUCCUCAUCGACAAAUGCGGCUACGCUGCACGAGAAAUCAUGCUCUUCGGCUUCGGACAAGGCGCGCUGGUUGCGCUGGGCGCGGUUGCUGAGCUCGAGGAGCAGGACCUCGGGGGCGUGGUGGCGGUCGGUGGGUUCUUGCCGAUUUCGACGCCGCUGCCGGCGGUGGGGAAGCGGAAGAGCAGGACGCCGGUGCUGGUGUGUAAGGGGAGAGCCAGGUCGCUUGUCACCGAUUCCACGCUGGCGAGGAUAAAGGAUUGGUUUGAGGCGGUGGAGGUGAGGGAGUGGAAGAAGGUCGGGGAUGGGAUGCCGGCCAAUAGGGAGGAGAUGCUGCCGAUUAUGCAGUUCUUUGCCAGGAGGUUGAGGAGUAGGUGGGGCGUUCCGGAAGGCGCUGUAGAAAUCGGGUGA
Coniosporium apollinis CBS 100218 is the source of this 744-nucleotide messenger RNA. RefSeq lists its product as uncharacterized. Gene Ontology annotation, molecular function: carboxylic ester hydrolase activity; palmitoyl-(protein) hydrolase activity. The transcript has a single exon. The coding region runs from base 1 to 744 and encodes 247 amino acids. Gene Ontology annotation, cellular component: cytoplasm. Lineage: Eukaryota; Fungi; Ascomycota; Dothideomycetes. Gene Ontology annotation, biological process: protein depalmitoylation. The record is from RefSeq and is a predicted model, not a curated record.